Molecule: messenger RNA, 1349 nt
Organism: Didymella exigua CBS 183.55
Lineage: Eukaryota; Fungi; Ascomycota; Dothideomycetes; Pleosporales; Didymellaceae
Exons: 1
Coding region: 180-1184 (334 amino acids)
Source: RefSeq, a predicted model, not a curated record
ACCCGCACCUUCCACUUCACCAGCAGCAGCAUGUUCCAGACCUCGUAUCUCUCAGCCUCAGUGAAGCGCCCUGCGACCCCGCUUCAGAUCGCGACCAAGCUUGCCUUACAGAAGCUGCCACGAGGACCCGACUCUUGCGCCUGAGGCCAAUAGCGCACUCGCCACCACACCCGCCUUACAUGGAACUGCCAUCUAGCUUAUCUAUAGACAUAUCACCGCCACGUGCGCUCAUAAGAAGGAAAACCUUGGGCGGGUCUUCUCCAGCAUCGCGUGCAAAUUUUCGCUGCGAUGCCGAAAAAGACCCAACAUUAGCAGCCGUGGAGGCCGGGAGGGCAAAGAUUGAAGAUCACCUAGCGUACUUCAAGCACUACCUAGCAAAGGGUUCAAUGGUCACAUCUCCAGAAGUUCCUCGACUUCCAAUUCACGAGCUCGCUAUUCUCUAUGAGGACAAUUUACAUCAACACGGUCAUCAUUUUGUCAUACACCAGCACAAUCAUCCCAAGGCAGGCGUACAUUAUGAUCUCCGUCUGCAAUUCUCCGCAACAAGCUCUGUGUCUUGGGCAUUUCCCAAAGGCAUUCCCGGGAGUCAAAACUCUAGACAGUUAGGACGCAUGGCCAUCGAGACACGCGUACACAACCUCUGGAAUAAUCUCAUAGAAUCUGCAUCAAUGAAGACCGGAUCCUUACUCAUCUGGGAGACCGGUACAUACACCGCGCUUCCGCGGAAGAACGAUGAAAACGAGAUGCCGAGCCCGCAGACUACCGAUGAUGAGUCUGAUCGGAGUGAUGGAGAUAGUUUCAGGAUGCGAGACGGGAAACACGAGAACGAGACGCUCAUCAACGCCUUCAAGUCGCGCCACACCCAGCUCCAUCUGCAUGGUAUCCGGCUCCCCAAAGACUACACUAUCACUCUCCGCCUCACCCCAAACAACGAUAUUUCCAAAAGGCCAGCUGCACGACGCAGAAGGAGCAGACCGCUAGCAAGAAGUCGUCGACCCAGCCAUACCUCCGACUCAGACAGCGCACCCAGCGCACCCACAGCGUUGCGUCGGCCCUCUAUGGUCAUCAUCGCAGACCAACACGAAGCCAGAGAUAACAUAGACACGGACACUGACGAAGAUGCCCAAACACGCACCCACAACGUCUACCCCGGCUCCACAAACAGCAUAGGCUCUAUCCACUAGCGGCGGUGGUUCGUGCUUCUCGACCGGCAAAGCAGCGGUUUCCAGUUCAUGAGCGGGACAUGGAUACGCCGCGCGUUGUCGAACGGUGAACUAGGUGGCUUUGAGCCCUCUGUCGUUCGGGGUAGGGAGCAUGAGAGGAGUGUAGUAACAGGUCGGUUGGCGCGC